This is a messenger RNA of Tribolium madens (black flour beetle), 1325 nucleotides long. Its product is annotated as NADH-cytochrome b5 reductase 2. Lineage: Eukaryota; Metazoa; Arthropoda; Insecta; Coleoptera; Tenebrionidae. Bases 204 to 1169 code for a protein of 321 amino acids. Gene Ontology annotation, molecular function: oxidoreductase activity; FAD binding. Gene Ontology annotation, cellular component: mitochondrion. The record is from RefSeq and is a predicted model, not a curated record. The transcript is spliced from 6 exons.
ACCUUCUAAAUAUAAAAUAAUUUUUUUUUGAGCGCAUUCACUGGUUGUUUUGUUGGACAGAAACAGAACAUAUACCUCGUUCGUAUCUGGCAUGUGUUUGAGUGGUGUGAUAUCCACAGAACGUGGUAUCAUUUUUGAGAUAAAGAUUUUUACAUAAUACAGUUACAAUAGAACAAAGAUGACAAACGUAUUGAGUGGGAAAAAUGUUCGAAAUUAAAAUAAAUUUUAUAAACCGAAUCCCCCAAAACCACCGCCAAUUGGUUUUGCCAAUCGCUCUAGGGGUCGGCGUAAUCAUCACAAGUGUUUUGAUUUAUCACUUCUACAAAACAUCAAAACCAUCAAAAUCAAAAGACAAAAAGAAGAUCCUACUCGAGGAUCCCCAAGCGAAAUAUUCGCUACCUUUAAUUGAAAAGGAAGAAAUCAGUCAUGAUACAAGACGAUUUCGGUUUGGACUGCCCACAAAAGACCACGUUUUGGGGCUUCCAAUUGGACAACACAUUCACUUGUCUGCAAAAAUCGGUGAUGACUUAAUAAUCCGAUCAUACACCCCCGUUUCUUCAGAUGAUGACCAUGGCUAUGUCGAUUUAGUAGUCAAGGUGUACUUCAAAAAUGUCCACCCCCGAUUCCCCGACGGGGGCAAAAUGACCCAACACCUCGAAAGUUUAAAAAUUGGCGAUACCAUCGAAGUUAGAGGACCAUCUGGCCGUUUACAGUACCAAGGACAUGGGACAUUUUCCAUUAAAAAAUUACGCAAAGACCCACCACAAAACAUCACAGUUAAUAAAGUUUCAAUGAUUGCGGGUGGUACAGGCAUUACACCCAUGCUACAACUCAUUCGACAUAUCACAAAAGACCCAAGUGAUAAAAUUAAACUAAAACUAAUUUUUGCGAAUCAGACCGAAAAAGACAUUUUGGUACGAAAGGAACUAGAGGAAGUGGCGAAAGAACAUCCAGAUCAGUUUGAACUGUGGUACACUCUCGACACACCCCCAGAAAAUUGGAAAUACAGUUCAGGGUUUAUCAAUGAAAAUAUGAUCAAGGAACAUCUCUUCCCACCAGGCAAUGAUAACAUUGUACUUAUGUGCGGUCCCCCGCCUAUGAUUAAUUAUGCCUGCAAUCCGAGUUUGGAGAAGCUCAAAUAUGAUAAAGAUCUGUGUUUCGCUUAUUAAGUCAAAAAUGCCUUUUUAUCCAUUUGGAAGUGGAUAUUGUUUUACGAUUAGUUGUUUUAGCUUUUUAUGACUGUUAUCCCUGGUUGUUGUUUAAUUCCAGUAUGAUGUAAUAAUACAUUGUUGACUUUUUGUGAAUAAUAGACCUAUUAUUCGAGA